Messenger RNA from Ostertagia ostertagi, 732 nucleotides. NCBI's taxonomy places the organism in Eukaryota, Metazoa, Nematoda, Chromadorea, Rhabditida, Trichostrongylidae. The record is from the annotation of a GenBank genome assembly.
AUGAUGAACGUCAUCGCCCGCCCCGAUGCGCGCGACGGCUCCGCCCUCCCGGCGGACGACACCGACUACACGCGCAAGCUCGGCAGGCUGCCGAAGAAGCUGAAGGUCGGCUUCGCGCUGCGCCUCGGCGAUCAUCCGCUCGACAUCGAGGUCGCCGCGAUGGUGACCAAGGCGGCGCGCGACUUCGCGGCGCUGGGCUGCAAGGUCGAGGAGGUCGAGGCGCCCUUCCCGUUCGGCGAGGCGAGCCGCGCCUUCGUGGUCCACUGGCUGUCCGCCCUGCAACGGCUGCUGCAGGUCUUCCCCGAGGCGCGCCACGAGGAGUUCGAUCCCAGCCUGCUGGCCGGGGCCAGGGCGGGCCUGCGCUGCACGCUGCAGGACGUCGUCAACGCGCAGGUGACGCGGCGCGACCUCACGCUGGCCUGGAACCUGUUCUUCGAGAAGUACGACCUGCUGCUGACGCCCACCGUCGCGGUCCAGCCCUUCGCCGCCGGCACCAACCUGCCGCCCGGACCCGACGGCAAGCCCAACGCGAUGUGGUCGCCCUACACGCCGCAGUUCAACCUGACGCGCCAUCCCGCCGCGACCGUGCCGAUCGGGCUGUCGCGACAGGGACUGCCGGUCGGGCUGCAGAUCGUCUCGGCACAUUACAAGGACGCGCUGGUAUUGCGCGCCGCCGCGGCCUUCGCCGAGAUCCAUCCCCUGACAUUCCCCGUCCUUCCGGAGACCAAGUAG